Molecule: messenger RNA, 1604 nt
Organism: Rhodamnia argentea
Lineage: Eukaryota; Viridiplantae; Streptophyta; Magnoliopsida; Myrtales; Myrtaceae
Product: zinc finger protein WIP3
Exons: 2
Coding region: 71-1144 (357 amino acids)
Biological process (GO): regulation of gene expression; anatomical structure development
Cellular component (GO): nucleus
Molecular function (GO): DNA-binding transcription factor activity
Source: RefSeq, a predicted model, not a curated record
ACAUAAAGUCAGGAUAUAAACCAUCCAAGGAUAGUUUCAGUGAUCUCUCUCUUCUCUCUGUGAGGGAAGGAUGGGGUUCGGGGACUACCUUGCAAUUGGUAAGGAAGAUCCAUGUCAUCAACCUCCAACUUUCAUUGAGUGGCUCAAACCAUCAAUCUCAACCUCCUCUCCUUCCUCUUCCUCUUCCUCUUGUCUGACCGAACCCGUUCAUCUCACGAAUCCCACGCUUUUCCCGGGCUCGCCCGACUUGUUGCACCGGCAACAGCAGCAGCAAGAACAGCACUCCCUCUACGAGACCAUCCGGUGCUUGCCUCUCCUGAGCAAGCUCUCCGAGACAAAGCCACUGAAGCAAGAGGAAGGAGAAGGAGGAGAGGUCACAGUUGUCGGAGCGGUAGGAAGAGAGAGACGGCAUGAAGCUGGAGAGCCGCGAGCAGAGGACGUCGCCGUGGGGUUGCACAUUGGGUUGCCGCUCGGCAGCACGGGCUGCGGGUCCGGCGACAGUCUUGAGAAGAGCAAGUAUGGCUUCGACGAGCCCGUGAUCGAGGAAGGGUCUCACAAGAAGAACCUGUUCCAUGGCGGCUACUCCAGCUUCAAUGGGGAGAGCAGGUUUUGGAUCCCAACGCCAGCUCAGAUUCUCGUGGGGCCCAUGCAGUUCGCUUGCGCCAUCUGCAACAAGACCUUCAAUAGGUACAACAACAUGCAGAUGCAUAUGUGGGGACACGGAUCGGAGUAUCGAAAGGGCCCGGACUCACUGAAGGGCACACAACCGGCAGCGAUGCUGAGGCUGCCGUGCUACUGCUGUGCGCAAGGCUGCAAGAACAACAUCAACCACCCGAGAGCCAAGCCGCUCAAAGAUUUCAGGACCCUCCAAACCCACUACAAGCGGAAGCAUGGCACCAAGCCGUUCAUGUGCCGCAAGUGCGGGAAGACCUUCGCGGUCAAAGGCGAUUGGCGGACCCAUGAGAAGAACUGUGGGAAAUUAUGGUACUGCACCUGCGGUUCCGACUUCAAGCACAAGAGAUCGCUCAAAGACCACAUCAGGUCAUUUGGAAGGGGUCACUCUCCGCACCCUUCUCUCGAGGGUUUCGAGGAUGAGAAGGAGUGUGUCACUACCGGAUCCGAGGACGAACUUGCUCGUUCGUGAUCAACUAUAAGUGGUGUUCCAUUUUUUCCCUUUUUCCUUUUUCGGGUCCUUUCGUCUUUUGGGUACUUAUGGCUUGCUUUAAGAGGGUCACGUAAAUGAAACUAGACGGACUUAUCUGAUGAGCUCGUGCUCGGUAACAAAAAAUUCCCGACGACUUGCUUGAGAGGCAAGUUAGGGUUAGGGAUUGGUUUGUUACGGAGCACUUGCCGAGCGGUAAGCAAGUAAAAAUAUUAGAGAGAGUUGGAGUAGUAUGAUUGCCACCAAUAAACCGAUCGCCUCGGUGGUGAAGCAGAUGAAUUUUCUUCACUAGAUUAGCAGCUCAAAGAGAGAGGGAGAGGCUUUUGCUGUGCCUCAGCAAGGAGAAAAUUUGUCAGCUUCAUCGCCAACUGGUAAUCUUACUUUGUUUGAGAAUUGUGGUGUUGUUCCACCAAUUAAUUGCAUGGUCUUUUUUCUAUGUCUA